Molecule: messenger RNA, 279 nt
Organism: Parathielavia appendiculata
Lineage: Eukaryota; Fungi; Ascomycota; Sordariomycetes; Sordariales; Chaetomiaceae
Exons: 1
Coding region: 18-272 (84 amino acids)
Source: RefSeq, a predicted model, not a curated record
CGUCGUAAUCAACAGUCAUGCAUCGACCUCAGAAGCCAUCCCAUAUGCCAACUACUCCACAGAGCCCUUUUCAGUCGCCGUUUGUGCCCACAACUUUAUGGGAAAAUGCGACACGACGCAGCCUUAUGAGGGCGAUGCUGUCCACUGGCGCACACAUUGUGAGAUCUUACAAGCAUCCAUCCAAGCCCUCAUCGUCCGAUCAUUCAACUCUGCUUCAUUUACCAUUCACGUUGCUUGCUGACGUUCCCGACGAAAGAGAUGUCAUGUUAUAAACAUGAC